This is a messenger RNA of Thalassophryne amazonica, 1729 nucleotides long. Its product is annotated as cholesterol 24-hydroxylase-like. Gene Ontology annotation, molecular function: cholesterol 24-hydroxylase activity; iron ion binding; heme binding. The transcript has 15 exons. The coding region runs from base 57 to 1568 and encodes 503 amino acids. Gene Ontology annotation, biological process: cholesterol catabolic process. NCBI's taxonomy places the organism in Eukaryota, Metazoa, Chordata, Actinopteri, Batrachoidiformes, Batrachoididae. The record is from RefSeq and is a predicted model, not a curated record.
AUAAAAAUCUCAAACACUUGUUCCCUGCGGCGCACAGUCCGUGUGGGUUUCUCGACAUGGCACUCUUUCACUUAAUAUCCAGCUGGGCUGUUCAGGCGCUUUUAUUUCUCUUAAUUGUGUUUUUCAUCGUGUUUGUCGCGUUCUGUUUGUACAUUAAAAGUAUUCACAUGAAGUAUGACCACAUACCGGGACCACCCAGAGACAGUUUUUUGCUCGGACAUAUCCCAACGAUCAAGAGGGAAAUGCAAAGUGGACGAGUUGUGCACGAAAAGUUCCUGCAAUGGGCUGAGAUGUACGGGCCUGUUUGCAGGAUGAAUAUGCUGCAUCAUGUUCUUUUGCUUGUGACCUGCCCAGAAACGACAAAGGAAAUUCUGAUGUCCCCCAGUUACCCAAAAGAUAAAUUUCUGUACAAACGGCUCUUCAACCUGUUUGGUCAAAGAUUUCUUGGCAAUGGCCUGGUUACAGUAAGGGACCAUGCAGUGUGGUACAGACAACGUAGGAUCAUGGACCCUGCCUUCAACAGUCUGUAUCUCAGAGGUCUAAUGGGUACCUUCAAUGAAAGAGCACAAAAAUUAAUGGAAAAACUUUCAGAACUGGCUGAAUGUAAAACUGAGGCACCAAUGCUUCACUUGUUCAAUCGUGUUACCCUAGAUGUCAUCUGCAAGGUUGCUUUUGGAGUUGAAUUAGAUCUGUUGAAGAAUGCAUCGGCUUUCUGUAAAGCCAUUGAAAAAUGUCUGACAGGGAUUCACUAUAUCAGAGAUCGCACAUUCGAGUACUAUCCAAAGAACUGGCAGUUCAUUAAGGAAGUGAAGAAGGCCUGUCGGCUACUUCGCACAACUGGAGCAAAGUGGAUCGACGAAAGACAAACCGCCAUUCGAAAUGGGGAGGACGUCCCCAAAGACAUCCUCACACAGAUCAUCAAAACUGCUGAAGAAGAGGAAAGCAUGACAGAAGAAGAUGAAGAGUUUAUGCAGGACAAUUUUGUGACCUUCUUCCUUGCCGGUCACGAAACAACAGCUAACCUCCUUUCUUUUUGCAUCAUGGAACUAGGAAGACAUCCUGAUAUCCUGGAAAAAGUGAGGAAAGAGGUGGAUGAUGUCAUUGGAAUGAAACGGGACAUAAACUGUGAUGAUCUGGGGAACCUGGUGUACCUCUCUCAGGUGCUAAAGGAGACUCUGAGGAUUUACCCCAUAGCUCCUGGUACGUAUAGAGAGGUACAAAAAGACCUUGUCAUCGAUGGGAUCCACAUUCCAGCAGGAGUGACCAUGUUUUUUGACUCCUUUGUGACUGGGAGGAUGGAAAAAUUCUUCAAGGACCCGCUCAAAUUUGACCCUGAGAGGUUUCACCCAGAUGCUCCAAAGCCUUAUUACUGCUACUACCCCUUUUCUCUCGGUCCACGCUCUUGCCUGGGUAAGACAUUUGCUGAGAUGGAAGCUAAAGUGGUGAUGGCCAAACUGCUGCAGAGGUUCGAGUUCACGCUUGUCCCUGGACAGACCUUUGACAUCUUGGAAUCCGCCUCUCUCAGACCCAAGAGUGGAGUGGUGUGCGCCGUCCAACAAAGGAAAUAAAUGGCCAUGCAACACACCCACAUCAAACAAAACAUGUUUAAAUGUCAAACAGAAAAGACAUCAUUGGUUGUCACUUUUUUCAGUGCUGUUUAGAUUUACUAGAUGUCCUCUGAGAAUAGUAUAGUUUAUUUAAAAGCAGGUUAUAUUUGCAAUCUAGUUGC